Puccinia graminis f. sp. tritici CRL 75-36-700-3 is the source of this 7327-nucleotide messenger RNA. RefSeq lists its product as uncharacterized. The transcript has 7 exons. Gene Ontology annotation, molecular function: protein dimerization activity. The record is from RefSeq and is a predicted model, not a curated record. Lineage: Eukaryota; Fungi; Basidiomycota; Pucciniomycetes; Pucciniales; Pucciniaceae. Bases 2164 to 6834 code for a protein of 1556 amino acids.
GUGUAAAUUGAAAGUAGGAUAUCUUGAUACAUGUAUUAUAAACUCUAAUAAUCUGCCUACAUACUCACCUAUAGCUAUCUUACCUAAACACUACCGCCAAAGAAAAAAACUGUUACAAACGACAACCUACCACCAAAAAAAAAAAAAAAAAAGAAGAAGGAAACAGCUUCAAUCCGAAGUUUUAGCCCAUUCGACCUCCUACUAACCCCGGCCACAGCUUCGACAGUCAUCUGCAGCCGAUUCUCUACUCAAAUUUUAUGAAACGAGUUUAACUUGCAAGAUCCUCUAUCACACUAAUUCUCCGAACACACACCCUCGACUCUCAACCAAGAUAUCCUCAAGAUCGUCCAACCGAUUUCUGCAAGCUCUUCUCCCCCUCUCUCUCGCUUUACGGAUCGCUCGGCCGACACAUCUCUUUUGGCCACUCCAGUCUUUAAACGAAGGAAAGCUCAUCGUCCCAGCCCUUGUGACCCACAAUCCGCGAGGAACCAUAUUUUCACUUGCAAGAUCUUUUACUGCAAACAGUCCCCUCGAGCUUUCCAUCUGCAUACAUUCAACCCGGUACAAUCGUCAAAGUUUUUCCUCCAAAGAAAAAAAAAAAACUAACGGCACCCGCUCGCCCAGCCCAGCUCAGCAUCGUCAGUUACCAUUACAAUCUCUCCUUUGACUUUCAUUCAUCCUCCCCUUCCCCUUCCCCCUCUCCCCGGAUCUCUUGUUUCAUUCAUCUCUGAGAUUCUGUCCCACGUUCCUUUUGGGAGAUCUAUAUCCUUGUUUUUUUUUUCCGGCUUCUAUCUGCCUUCCUUGUCUCUGCGCUCGCUCCUGUUCUUCCCUCUCCCGCGAGAAGAAUGUUUCUCAUUGAUACAUAUCAUAUAUAUAUUCUUUGACGCUGCUUGAUACUAGCGAGAGGAACAUUGAGAAUCCUUAUAAAUAUUAUGCAGUCGGCACUACUUCCGCGAGUACAACCACUUCACUUCUAACUGCACUCUUUGAUUGGUUCCGGCGUUCCUGCAUCCUCUGUUACAAAUAUCCUUUAAAUUCUUUGUCCCACUCCUCUGGCUGCUGCAAGCCUCUCCGGAACUACAACACCCAUUGAGUUCUUGAUAAUAAUUUAUCUAUCCUUAGGAAGAAAAACAAAAACCAAGAGAAAAAAAAAACAAAACAAGUAAAUGCGUUGCAUCUGAUCUACCCACAUCCAAGAAUUGAAUCCAAAGAUCGUCGUCGGCUUCCUCCCCUCCCCAACUACACUACAUACCUCUCAUCAACCAACUGCACCUUUCUUCUUCUUCUUCUUCUUCUUCUAUUGAAUAUAAGAAGAGAGUCUUGUAACCGAUUAAUAACCAUCAACCAUACACCACCACCAGCGAUCUCUUUUUUAAGUUUGAUCUCUCCUGAAUUCUCAGCUCACCUCCUCUGCGACACCAUCAGAGUCCCCCUAAAAUUAAGGCUCUCUUUCCUUUCGAUCGGUUUGGCUCUCAUUGCGGAACUACAUCGUCCACCUCACUCACCCUGAUCCUUUAUCUUCCUUCAACUCAAUCGAUUCAAUUGACCCCCACAUACCAAUCCACCCUGUUUUUUUUUUGUCUCUCUCUCUCUCUCUCUCUCUCCUGUUUUUUUUUUGCCCGUCUUUCCCCGGUGUUGUUGGUAUUUUUGUUGCUUCUUCCGUUGAGCGUUGUACGGAUUCCUUUUUAGAGUUUGAGUCUCUAGCCUGAUUACUGGGGGUGGAGAUUAUUGUUCUACCUCCCUUUCUUGCCUUGCCUUGCCUUGCUUCCUCUCUUGGAUCCCUAUUCUCCAUUCGAGAAACUGUGGCCAAGGGUAAUUGUUGACGUGCUUCUGGGUGGUUUGAUAGUAUAUUAGACUACGGUCCCAUCAAAAUUAAAUUGCAGAUAUACCUUCUUCCAUCGGCCCGACGAUCCUUUGCGUCUUCGAUCACCCACUCCAUCGAAUUCCGUCACUCGGUUGGCUCCGGUUCCACCUCCGCGGCCUGGCCCCCCCCUCGGCACGGCUCGAUAACGCAAACCAACCUUCCUUCGGUUCUUUGGUCUUCUCAUUAUUCUAUUCCCCCAUUUAAAUCUAAUAUCCCCAUCCAUCCAUCCGACCUCCGCCUCCUUCUUCCUGCCCUGCUGCUCCCGUCUUCUCUCCUCUCCAUUCCUCUCCGACCGCAAGAUGGUCUCCUACUCCAGCUUAGAUACUACCUCCUACUUCAACCAAUCUUCUGACUUCCGUCCUCCCUCCGCCCCUACUACCAAUACGCCUGAUUCGAUGAGCCUCCAGCCACGCCCGAGCACCCAUGCUAGUGCUGGUGAGACCCAACAACAUUUCAAGGACAUCUUCAAUAACCAUAUCGGCCUCACCGUCGCCGAUUUAUUCCAACACGCCACCUGCCAUCAACCUCUGGAUCUCUCUUGCCAUCCUCCCAAUCAUCCAUCAAUCAUCCAAGCUUCCUCUGACCAGCGCUCCCUGAUUUUGGCCCUCCAGAAUCAACAGACUCGCUCCUCCCCGCUCACCAACCAAGACGAACCUUCUCCUCCAAGUAACAACCAAAAGAAUCUAACCAUCAACACCUCCUUGGGCUUUGAAACACCUCAUCAGUCAACCCCAGCUCAUCCUCAGAGCUCAAACCAUCUAGGCCAAUUAACGCCCGUCGAGCCACGUCCCCCUCAACAUUCCAACGGCCUCGCCGCGUCUAAUGACCGGCCUUCCUUAACCCCACCUGCUCCUGGGGCCAGCAGCCUUUUCUCCUCCAACUGCGCCUCCAUUUCACCCCACUCAAACCACCAUAACAAUUCUUCGCACGAGGAGCAAGGCUUGAGCUCCGCCCCCGGCUCAUCGCUGCCUAGGUCGCCGCAGACAGACUCUUCAAUCUCCUCGCGUCAUACGGAGCAUUCGGACCACAUAACCACACCCAAUGGUGAGGUGGCCUUCAGCUCUUCGACGGCACAACAGCCGACUGCAGUCCUUAGCCGUCAGGUCGCAUCCGGUCCGCGUGGCGGACAAGCGCGUGGCAGCUUCGAGUCAGCAUUUGCUUCAAGACCUAAUGGCUCCAACAACAAUUUCAACUUUUCAUCUGCUCAGAGCCACCCUUUCCAAGCGUUCAGCGACUUCAAUCACGCUGCCCAUCAUUCCCAGGGAGCACUAGGUUUGGUCCCCAAGUUGGAGUCCAACACAUCCAACUCCAGCCCCACCGAGUUCGGCCAGAAGAUAUUCACCGAUACCCGUCGUACCUCCACCAAUCCGGGCUCACCUCAGCUGACCAGUGUCGAAUCAGCACCCACCUCGGCUGCGGCACCACCGAUGUGGGCCCAGAGCGCCAACAUCAGCUAUCCUGUCUCCGGUGAGGCUUAUAACCACAGCCAGCCAUGCCAGAUCUUCUUUACAUCCCAGUCGAUCAUCCCGCCCGCUCAAUCGCUACCCACCACCGAUCACGGCAACUCCGCGACGAACACUGACCAUAGCAAAUCGGCCGAACCUAGCCCGUUUGCGCUUAACCAUCCUGGCACUUCGCCCAGCACGGCUGGCUGGAGUGCCGAUGAGCUGAAUGAGAAUCAGCCGUCCUCGGCCGCUGUACCUGGAAAUCCACCGGUUGCAGAUAACCACCAGCUCUUUAGCUUCCCACCAUCCCAUCUGUCCACCCAAGCUUUCGCGCCAUCAUCGGUAUCUGUGGAUCAUUCGUUCAAGUUCGGCGAGCGUGCCGGUGUCUCUAACUCCAACAGCCUUGGCUUGCUGCCCCCCUACACCCAGCCACGCGCCUCGUACAUGGAGAAAAUCCCAGAAAACUUGGUCGUCCUCGGCGAGCCUGGGAGUGCCGGGCUCAGCAAACUCACUUCGCAUCCAUCCGAAGAAACUGGACAUAACGCGGUCGAAAAACGCUAUCGCAACAACAUCAACAGUCAUAUAGCUGCCCUGGCCGAUCUUGUACCUGCCCUUCAACACCUCCGCUCUUUGCCUUCUGCAGCAACAUCGAGACGUCACUCGAGCCAGUUCAUCGUUUCAACUAGUGCGAUCGGCAAGAUACCCGUUGGCUUGGUUGAUGGUGUCAAGGCAGCGACCAAAUUGAGCAAAGGGAACAUCCUUAGCAAAAGUGUAGAUUAUAUGCGACACUUGCUUAGGGUCAGGGAAGAGUUGAAGGAAGACAUUGAAGACUUGAAACAUGUGAUCAUGAGUCGCGUCAAAGGCGGUGAUGAGUUGAUUUGUCAAUGGGAAAAGCAUGUCAAGUCCAAGUCCCCCGAACGGCAGCGUCAACGAAUGCUUGAACAAAGCCAGGGCGAGGACGAUGGUGAUGAAGAUGAUGAGAUGCAUGAUUCUAACAACAAGAAGACAAACGGGGCGCAUCAUGGGAACAAUGGGCCAAAUCCAAGCAAGAAAAGGAAGCUCACUGAUCUCAAGAUCGGCGACACUACCAAGCUCAAGGGCGGUAAAAUGUACGGGAAAGUGAUGCGAAAAAAUACCCAUUCCUGCGACUUCCGUCACCAGCAUCUUGGUCCUGCCAAUCCGGAAUCGAUGAUCUUGGCCUCCGAACCGCUCCCGCCCUCCUCAAAUCCUGGCUCAUUUGCACCUAAUUCUGCGAACGGAAGACAAGAGCCAUUGAACAGAAUGAAUCACGAUUUGGUAGAUGAACUUGAUGUCCUCCGCGAGCCACCCUCGAACUACCACCACCAAUUCAUCACUCCUAAUGUCCAAUGCCAUGACUAUAGCCACUUGCAAUCCUCUGGCUUUUCCUCAGAUUUCAUGGGUCAUCCUUUCGCCCCCGUGCCCCCUCCCGAGCCUCGUUCACAACAAGCUACAGGUCAUCCAACUCGCCCACUACUUGCGGUCUUCAUGGGUCUUUCUUUCGCCCUGGGCUCUGGGUACAAUUAUCAUCAAACCCGCAGAAGGUAUUCCGACGGCCAAGAAACCUGGGAGUCGCCCGCGCAAUCCCAUUUCCCCGAGGCUUGCACACCUCCAAGCAUACCAUCAUCAUUUCCUCAAGGCUUCAAACCUCACCGGAAUGCCAUCCCUGGACGCGGUCAACGACUCUUGAACGCCACACAAACCACCCAGAUCCCCCAUACUUCAUUUUCACAGGCAGGCUUGAAUGCGAUGUCAAUCGCCUCGAUCAUUUGGACUCUGAUGUUCAUCUUCAAGCCCGAAUUUGUCAUGAAUUUCUUCACUCCUGGUCGACUCAGACAGGCCAAGCGACGCUCGAAAGCCAAGCGCCCCGUUCUCAUUCCAGGUGUUGGUAAUGGCUCAGACGACGAGGAUGAGAGUGACGAGGCGGGAUCAGAUGGAAAUCACUCCUUCAUUCCGAUCGAUUCAUCAUCUCUAUUUCGUGGUGGAGAUGAUGAUGAGAAGGUAUUGGUGGGCAGCUCUCGGAAACCAGGAAGGCUGCAAUAUCACCGACUCUGUGUGAUGACGAGUAGCCCCAAUAACUGGGGAAGCCUUCUCCUGGAGUUAUCUAAGGAAUCCGCACGUACAGCCGGCAUUCUCGUCUGGGGUGAGGUGAUCGAAAAGAUGGCCGACCUCGAUCGUAACAAUCACCAGGAGGGAAAACGCGCGCGGAUCAGGAAGAUCAAGACGGUCUUGGCCUGGAUGAGAAUUGCGGAGAUCGAAAGCUCUUGGGCUUUCGGUUGGUCUUCAUUUUUGAAGCGACUCCAUACGGUCCUCAAAUUACAUAACUUGAACCGAACGCUAGACUGGCGGGAUCGAGUGACGCGAGAAGAGCUUGAUCGCGGCAAGAUUUCGGGAGUCUUAGCGCUAUCGUUGAAGACUCUAUUCGGCGAAUCGAAUCGGCUGAGUCCCAUGCUAUGGCACAAGGCAGUUGCGGCUCACAAGAGAGACCGACUGGCAAUCAAGAGCGCCAAAGGUACCGAGUCGAUCCUACCGGCGAGUAACUAUCGGCCGAGCGCCCAGCGUGUCGCUGAGGAAAGUUGGCUGAACGAGGCCUUGAGUCUGGAAUACGAGCAGGCUUGUGAACUCCUGGCCGAAAAAGGCGAGAACUACAGACUCAUGUCAGCCGUCGUAGGCGACUUCGGUGGAAGUCGAGGAUGGUCCCCCUUGAAGCAAAUCGUCGAGAGUAGGGCCGAGCUAGAGCUAAUCGAAAUCUGGUCCCGGAUCUUUGUGUCAAUGAUCACAAAGACCUGUCCGGUAGAGAAAACCCCUCGGGAUGGGCGAAUUGGGCGAAGCCAGUUCGGCCUCGAUGGUGGUCUGGCGGAGCUCCCGACCCGUCUCGAGGAAGCCGGGGCGCCAUACGCACUCCAAGUCAGCCAAGGUAGGAAGCAAGUCGAACAAUCGAUCGAACGGAUUUGUCGUCUGCGGCUCGGUUGCGGCUCUGCAGUCGGAAGGAUGGCGCGCGUGACCAGAGGGAUGUGGGCGAUGGCGUUCGGCAAGAGAGAAGUGGCAGUGGAAGUGGGCCACGAGCUGAAGAGAGACUUGGGUGAAGCGGACGAUGAGAUCGGGUGCGUGGGCCCCUAUCUCGAGCUAGUCCUGCGGACCCGACUUCCGAACAAAAGGAUGGCCGAGCGGUCGAAUUCUACGUUGGACAAACUGGCCAAGAUGACGAUCGACUGGCUAUUGAUCAGAAGGGAACACGUGAUCCUGAACCUGAUCACCGGCCCUUCCCAGAGAAGCCUCCAGGAGACGAGCGAGAGGAAGAAGACCCUCAAGAUCAAAUGUCUCGAGCUCAGCCGAAUCCUCAACUUGGCCAUCCUCGAAUCCCAGCGCAAUCGCGAAUUGAACGCUCGCUCUACCAAACAAUCUGAUGAGGCCAUUCAAGCUGGAGAAGCAAGAGAAUUCGACCUUCGUACUGCAAUCGAGGAAUGUCAACGUUCUGUUUUCGUUAUUGAGAAUCAAACCUUUUGAUCUUCCGCUGGCCUCUUCCUGUUUCUUUCUUUUGUCUUACUCUCAAUAUUGAAGAGAAUAUAUAUAUAUGAAAAAACCAAGCUAGUAAAACGUUCAGUUAUUCUUGGGUAUUUUUAUUCUUCCUCUUAUAAAGAAAAAAAACUCAGUGACUUUUUUUUGGUUUAUUCAUUCUCAUUUAAUUUUUAAUUUUUAAUUUUUUUUUUUAAUUUUUUUUUUUUUUUGAUUUGACUGUUUCUCUAAACUCAUGAUCUCCAGGGUUUUCUUGGCUCUCAUAUGACUGAAAAAAAAAAAAAAACAAGAAGGGCAUUCUUUCAAGAUAUAACCUCAAGUUCCAGUCAUUCUUUUCCUCAUUUGUUGUUGUCUCCUGAUAUGCCGUGCUGCCGUGUUGUGUUGUGUUGUUUUUGUGUUUCUUUAUCCUCUCUAUUCUCUUUGCUCAUGAUCUACCUGAAAUAAAUAUUAAUAAAAUCUCAUGAUCAUUCGUUUCAGACGAUUA